CGCGGGCGCGCUCGGGGCACUCUGCCUGUUAGCCACGCCCCUUACCCGGGGGUCGGUCACUGCGCGGUUGGGAGGGGUGGGGAAGUGCGCGGGAGCAGGUCGGAGGUGUUGGGGGCGCGUUGGGUAGAGCCACCCUCCUCCCCUGCGGUCCAGGAACCGUCCACCAAGUAGGAGGAAGCGGCUCUGGGUGGGUGCGGCGGCCACUGCGAGCCAAGCUACGGGGCCGGGGACGCGCCUGAGAGCCUUGCGAGUGUACCGGGGGCGCGCCUUCUCCUGGUCUCCUGGGCCUGGCACCCAGCGGAAAUUGGGAAGUGACGGGCACAAGCCGGAUCAUGAAGCGGGGAAGAUUUCUCCACUUCCCCACUUCCUCUCCAGACGUCGGUCAGAGCAAGGGAAGAGGGAAAAGGUGGGGGCUGACGCCCCAAGGCCGCCCUCCUGUUCCCUCCCGAUGAAUGUGCUCAAGCGGAAGGUAACGGGGCCCUUGGACGUUUCUCGGGCUGGGGUCUUUUAGUCUUGUCUGGCAUGGGUCUACUCAUGGGCACAGUUACACUUGGGUAAGAGAGGGGCCCCUUCCGAAUCACUUUGGCCUUUCAACGUUAGGUAGGUUAGGCGUGGCAGCUCUGUGCUUUCCUCCUCCCUCAAACUUGGGAUUUUUCUUUGGGCUCGAUUUUACAUCUGUCAACUGGAAACCCCAGCCUUUUGCAUGUGCAAGAAAGCUUGUUUUAUGAAGUCCCCUUCUGCGUGGUCUUUACGUGCCAAGCCAGUGCCCUAGGGCAGUGUCAUUCUUUUAUAAGCUUGGUGACUUUGCAGGGGGGCAUACUCUGGCUGAGGGGGUCCUGGGGAGAAGUCUGUGAGAGGUCUUCAUUAAACAGUGGCUAAACACGAUUUACUGAAUCAGUAGUAGUCAUUGCUUGAGUAGUCUAAUCCUCAGGGCAGAUCCCUAUUGCCUUUUCUUCGAGAAAAAUGUGUCACCAUAAUUUAAGCCUGACUAGGGACCCAGUUGACUUUUUCAUAGCCUGAGUUUUAUCCCUUAAGCUCUUUAUCUUUUACAUUGGCAAGGUUUGGUGGGACAGCCCUUGUGUAUGUGGCCAGUCUCUGCUCCACUUGGGAACAGAUCAGAGUUAACUUUGCCCUGUCAUUUUGGAAGAUGCAGCCUGGGAGUAUCUGAUGCCCUAUUCCUGGUGGGUUCAUACCUGCUCAUACCCUGUGUGAUAAGUUUCAGGGAUAGGAAGUAAAUGUGGGUGCAAGUGCUUAUUUAUCCCACCAAGAUAUUUCAUUUGCUGUCCUGGAAAGGCACAUGUUUGGGGCCAUUCCUAGUCCUUUAAGUGGGGGAAAUAUAAAGGGUCGUAGUGUCCACUACUAGGAACAAGUCCUUGUUCUGCAUUAAUACUGCAUUCUAUUUUCCUCAACUCAGGUUAUACAAGUCCACGACUAUCCGGAAUCGGGCUUUCCUGCUGGGUGCUCUGAGGCAGGCUGUAUGACUACGCGUUUGUUCACAUGGAGAAGGAAGCAGAUGCCAAAGCCGCAAUCGCGCAGCUCAACGGCAAAGAAGUGAAGGGCAAGCGCAUCAACGUGGAACUCUCCACCAAGGGUCAGAAGAAGGGGCCUGGCCUGGCUGUCCAGUCUGGGGACAAGACCAAGAAACCAGGGGCUGGGGAUACGGCCUUCCCUGGAACUGGUGGCUUCUCUGCCACCUUCGACUACCAGCAGGCUUUUGGCAACAGCACUGGUGGCUUUGAUGGGCAAGCCCGUCAGCCCACACCACCCUUCUUUGGUCGCGACCGCAGCCCUCUGCGCCGUUCACCUCCCCGAGCCUCUUAUGUGGCUCCUCUGACGGCCCAGCCAGCUACCUACCGGGCCCAGCCGUCAGUGUCACUGGGAGCUGCCUAUAGGGCCCAGCCUUCUGCCUCUUUGGGUGUUGGCUAUCGGACUCAGCCCAUGACAGCCCAGGCAGCCUCUUACCGCGCUCAGCCCUCUGUCUCCCUUGGGGCACCAUACAGGGGCCAGCUGGCUAGUCCUAGCUCCCAGUCUGCAGCUUCUUCACUCGGCCCAUAUGGUGGAGCCCAGCCCUCAGCCUCGGCCCUUUCCUCCUAUGGGGGUCAGGCAGCUGCGGCUUCUUCGCUCAACUCCUAUGGGGCUCAGGGUUCCUCCCUUGCCUCCUAUGGUAACCAGCCAUCCUCUUACGGCGCCCAGGCUGCCUCUUCCUAUGGGGUUCGUGCAGCUGCUUCUUCCUACAACACCCAGGGAGCAGCUUCCUCCUUAGGCUCCUACGGGGCUCAGGCAGCCUCCUAUGGGGCCCAGUCUGCAGCCUCCUCACUAGCUUAUGGAGCCCAGGCAGCUUCAUAUAAUGCCCAGCCCUCGGCCUCUUACAAUGCCCAGUCUGCCCCAUAUGCUGCACAGCAGGCUGCUUCCUACUCUUCCCAACCUGCUGCCUAUGUGGCACAGCCAGCCACAGCUGCUGCCUAUGCCAGCCAGCCAGCAGCCUACGCCGCACAAGCCACUACCCCAAUGGCUGGCUCUUAUGGGGCCCAGCCGGUUGUCCAGACCCAGCUGAAUAGUUAUGGGGCCCAAGCAUCAAUGGGCCUCUCAGGCUCCUAUGGGGCUCAGUCGGCUGCUGCGGCCACUGGCUCCUAUGGUGCCGCAGCAGCCUAUGGGGCCCAACCUUCUGCCACCCUGGCAGCUCCUUACCGCACUCAGUCAUCAGCCUCAUUGGCUGCUUCCUAUGCUGCCCAGCAGCAUCCCCAGGCUGCUGCCUCCUACCGCGGCCAGCCAGGCAAUGCCUACGAUGGGGCAGGUCAGCCGUCUGCAGCCUACCUGUCCAUGUCCCAGGGGGCCGUUGCCAACGCCAACAGCACCCCGCCGCCCUAUGAGCGUACCCGCCUCUCCCCACCCCGGGCCAGCUACGACGAUCCCUACAAAAAGGCUGUCGCCAUGUCGAAAAGGUAUGGUUCCGACCGGCGUUUAGCCGAGCUCUCUGAUUACCGCCGUUUAUCAGAGUCGCAGCUUUCGUUCCGCCGCUCGCCGACAAAGUCCUCGCUGGAUUACCGUCGCCUGCCCGAUGCCCAUUCCGAUUACGCACGCUAUUCGGGCUCCUAUAAUGAUUACCUGCGGGCGGCUCAGAUGCACUCUGGCUACCAGCGCCGCAUGUAGGGCCAUCCUGGGAUUGGGCACCACAGGGAGGGAGGGAGAAAAGAGGUGGGUAGGGUUACAGAUCCAGGUUAUAACUACUCUGGCCCAUAUCUUUCCUGGUUGCGGUUUUUCAUCCCCUCUACCAUGUGGGCCUUCCCCAGGAGAUGAUCCUUUUGAGUGUUCGGCAGUAACCUACUUUGUUCCUUCGCCUCAGCAGCAAAUCUUGCUACUGGCUCUAGAUCUGCGGUUUCCCCCCUACCCUGCCUCCUGUCUCCCCAGAAUGGGAAUUUCUUUUAUGUUUUUAUUUUUUUCCUGGCUCCCUUUUAUUUUUGUGCGCGAUAUUUAAGGUCGUCUGGAUGGGGAAGCAACCUGCAGCUGAGGUCGCCGGCGCCUUUUUCUUUUUAGAUGGGAAGGAGGCCAGGAAAGGGUUAGCUUAACCAUUUCCUAUGCGCCAAGCUGUGCCAGCAGUCCAGGGUACCCUGACUGUUCCUCUGUAGACUGUUGAGACUGAGUUCCUGUUGGGACAGUCAGUCGGUAUGUAUCCAAGUCCCUGCUGACCACUAAUGUUCUAGCUGAUGGUGAGCGGCACAGUCCCACUUCCCCAUCUCCCCAAGUAGGUGGUGUUAGAAAACGUUAAUUUUUUUCCCUUUUGUAUGGACUACAAAUAAAACUUGGGGCAAUUUGCAGUUUGGAAA
Messenger RNA from Nomascus leucogenys (northern white-cheeked gibbon), 3824 nucleotides. RefSeq names its product RNA-binding protein 14. Bases 1498 to 3150 code for a protein of 550 amino acids. The record is from RefSeq and is a predicted model, not a curated record. Lineage: Eukaryota; Metazoa; Chordata; Mammalia; Primates; Hylobatidae. Gene Ontology annotation, molecular function: mRNA binding. Gene Ontology annotation, biological process: mRNA splicing, via spliceosome. The transcript has 3 exons. Gene Ontology annotation, cellular component: nuclear speck.